UCCAUUUUUCGGGGAGUAGGAAAACUCUAGACUGAGGUUGGCAACCGCAGCACUUCCGCAGGCUGGAGUCUGGAAAACUUUUCCCUUUAAUCAGUGCGGUGAAUCUCGCGUUCUGAGAAGAAACUGAGCCCUGACGGCACACGCUGCCGAAGCGUCUUCAGACGAAGCGUCGCGCCGCAGGCCAGAGACUGGGCUCGUGCUUUGUUCCCACUUCGGCGUGGCCAUGAGCGUGCUGCCCCCUGUCCGUAAAGACCGCGUCAUCGCGCACCUUCCCCAGUGUUUUAAUAGAGCUGCUGCUUUACACACAGCCAGUGACUUCCAUGCCAAGGUGAGAACAGCCUGCCAAGAGCAGAGGACUGGCACAGUGGGUAGAUUUAAAAUCUCCAAAGUUAUUGUAGUUGGUGACCUGGCAGUGGGGAAAACCUGUUUGAUUAAUAGAUUUUGUAAAGAUGUCUUUGACAAAAAUUACAAAGCCACCAUUGGAGUGGACUUUGAGAUGGAAAGAUUUGAAGUGCUGGGAGUCCCCUUUAGCCUCCAGCUAUGGGACACUGCGGGUCAGGAGAGGUUCAAGUGCAUCGCAUCCACGUACUACCGAGGAGCACAGGCCAUAAUAAUCGUUUUUGAUUUGAAUGACGUGGCCUCACUUCAACAUACCAGGCAGUGGCUGGAGGAUGCUCUGAGAGAGAAUGACGCUACCAGUGUGCAACUCUUCCUCGUUGGCACAAAGAAAGAUAUGAGUUCCCCAGCUCAGUAUUCCCUCAUCGAACAGGACGCCAUCAAAGUAGCUGGAGACAUCAAAGCAGAGUACUGGGCUGUGUCCGCUUUGACUGGGGAGAACGUGAGAGAAUUUUUCUUCCGUGUGGCUUGUUUGACGUUCGAGGCCAACGUGCUGGCAGAGCUGGAGAAAAGUGGCUCCAGACGCAUCGGGGACGUUGUCAAAAUCAACAGCAACACAAGUAACUUGUACACAACUUCUAAGAAGAAGCAGCCAAACUGUUGUCAGUAAAGGGAGGAAUUAUUUUAAAAAUAACAGGAUACAUUUGCACUGAAACAAUGAUGGUACCAAAGCAAACCUAUAAGGGAAAAUCCAAUAUACCUGAAACUGAACCAACCAGCAUCACAUAAGUAAUAAAUUGUGAACCUUGUGAUUGGUUCUCUGCAGGACAGGGUGGAGCUAGUCAGCUGGGGAGGGGGUGGGACAAUCGUGAGAUCUCCAUGGCGCUGAAUGCUUUAGUGCCCUAUAAUGCUGCUGUAUCUCUUACAGUGUCUCAGUGUUAUUGAUUAUGGCACUGGUGUGGGAUAAUACCAAUGUCUGUUUACUUUUGCAUGUUUUUUAGUUUACAGGGAGCAAUGUUCAAGUAUCAAAAAGUGACGGGCACUGCAUUUAAUGAUAAUAGUAUUAAAUAGUCAUACACAGUUUUUAUACAGUUUAUUAGUGAUUUUAUUACCAUAAAUGAGAAAAAUAAUAAUCAAUAUGCAAAUUGUUGUCUGUGCUUUUUGACUAAUUAAACCAUGUUUAUAUUGUGCAUUCUUUAAUAACGAAAAACAUUGUUAAAAUUAAAAGUCUCUAACAUU
Molecule: messenger RNA, 1575 nt
Organism: Electrophorus electricus (electric eel)
Lineage: Eukaryota; Metazoa; Chordata; Actinopteri; Gymnotiformes; Gymnotidae
Gene: rab34a
Product: RAB34, member RAS oncogene family a
Molecular function (GO): GTPase activity; GTP binding
Source: RefSeq, a predicted model, not a curated record